AGAAGAUAUUUGUUUAGAUUUCACUUGUAAUGCAAAAGAAGACAAAUUGAACUUGGCUUUAAAUACACUCAUUUACCCUUGCUCUGUUUUUUCCACUGACCAGACAAAGAUUUUGCCAGAAUCUUGGGACAGUCCAAACGGGGAACAGAAUGUAGAACCCAAUGCAAAUUUUCCAAAUGCUGAACCAUGUGACAUAAGUCCAUGUCAGCUUCCUGCAAAUGCUUUUGUGAACUUUGAGCAUCUGAUGGAAGUCACUGGUAAAUCCGAAGAAGCUGAUUAUCACAAUGUAAGUUCUUCAAGUUCUUCUGUUUCUGAUGACGUUCACACAAACUAUGUACCUAUACCCAGUUCUGAUUGUCCUGUUGAGGAAGAUCUCUUCCAGAGCAAUGCCACUUGGUUUGUAAAUGCAUCACGCAAUGAUGUCUGUAAUAAAGGACAUCCAGAAAGCGUUGCAGUGAGUUAUUUAAUACAGUUGGGAUUGGGAAGCGAACUGCCGGCAGAAGCACAAGAGCAAGUCAUGGACAAUGAAAUAGGAGAGACUUGUUUACAGCAUGAUGAAAAGAUGCAUAUUGCCAGCAAAUGCUUCAGUGAGGAUGAACAGAAGGUACUGGCUGAGAUUUGUUUGUGUGCAGAUGAUGGUGAAACCAAAUUGUCAGAACUUGAACCGCAGGGACUUGUACCAACUUUAGAGCUGCUUAAUUGCCUAAAUGAUGGGAAUAACAACAAUGAUUGUUUGAAAGCUGUUUGUUCUGCUAGCAGUGAUGUACAAACACUUUCUCAACCACCAUGCCAACCUGAAGUUUUGGAGACAUUUGAUUGCUCUUCAUUGUCAAUAAACUGCACAAGGGAAAGCACUUGCCAGUAUCUGGACUCUUCUUCAGAGCAUCCAGCCAGUGACACUCAGAGAUCUUCAGUUACAUCCAUUCAGGAGCAUGGAGACCCUUAUGACAUGGGGGAAAUCAGAGAUGUUGUUGACUGCGGAAUUCCUCUCGUGAGUACUGCAAGACUAUCACUUGAAACUGGAGAUGCGCAGUCAUGUGCCAUACAAGGCCAUGGUAGUGAUUAUGCUUCCGUUGAGUGCUUUACAACUACCAUGCCUCAUGUUUCCCAACUUAUAACAAGCAGUCUUGGAGUUCUUGACUUGGAUCAGUCUGACUUUAAAGUCAUUGUUGGUGAUAUGAGUGAUAAAGCUACUUAUGUAAAUACAGCGAUUCCGUUACCAGUAGAGCCUGACCAGGUUGAUGUUUACGCCACCUUGCCAUCUUACGAGAUAUAUUUUCUCAAUAAAGAUCAAUUCACGGUUCCUGUGCAGGUGGAAAACCCUCAGGGCUCGGAUGAAAUGGAGGGAGAGCAAGGCAUGCUGAAUAUGGUGUCAGACCUUCUUGGGAAAUCAGAGUUGAGUGAUGAGGUGGACUCUAGUAACUGCCUUCCGGUGUGGGCCAAAGAACCACAUGUCCUGUUUUCUGAUAACCAAAUAGAGGCAUGUGCGUUGGUAUCAACAUGGGACAACACUGUCUCUGAGGCAAGCCUUACAAUGCCAAAUGUUGAACGGGAUGCUGAAUCUGAUUUCAAGACCUCUAUGGGUUUCAUAGCACCCUAUCCUUAUAACCUGUUAGCCACUGAAGGAUCUUGUGUAUGGGACUGGCAGAAUGCUUAUAGUGAACUUGAAUCCUCCAAGAUCUCAGACCUCAAUCCCAAUGCAAAGGCAUGGGCCAAUUACAUGCCUAAACCGGAGGCCUCUGCUCCAACCUGCCCAGAUUCUCAGCAGUCAUGGGUAGAAGCGGCCGAUGACCCAUCAAACUGCAUCUCAGGAGGUUAUAACAACAGUGAAGACAAAGGGAACUGGAAUGAGGAACAGCAGGUAUCUACAUCUGUAGAGCUGCCCUUUGCAGCACAGCCAGAAUCAGUGUACAUGGGAAGCUCAGCCAGUGAGAAGGGCAUUGUGUCAAACCAGAACACCAGUAUGAAAGGGGUGGAUGAUUCCGACUCCUCCAGACAGCUCGAAGACCUUCGGGAACAGUUGAAGGCAACACUGGAGUUCUGCCUCUCUAGGGAGAAUCUAGCCAAUGACAUGUACCUCAUCUCACAAAUGGACAGUGACCAGUAUGUGCCAAUAGUGACUUUGGCAAACCUUGAUCAAAUCAAGAAACUCACCACUGAUGUGGAUCUCAUUGCAGACAUCUUGAAAACACUGCCUCUUGUUCAAGUGGACAAAUGUGGAGAGAAAGUGCGGCCCAAUCAGAACCGCUGCAUCGUAAUUCUCAGAGAGGUUCCCGAGGCCACUCCUCUGGAGGAAGUUGAAGCGCUAUUUAAGAGCGAUAACUUGCCCAAAUUCAUCAAUUGUGAGUUUGCCUACAAUGACAACUGGUUCAUCACCUUUGAAACUGAGGCAGAUGCUCAGCUGGCAUAUCAGUAUCUCAGAGAAGAGGUGAAAACUUUUCAAGGGAAGCCGAUAAAGGCUAGAAUAAAGGCUAAGGCCAUUGCCGUCAAUACCUUUGUGCCAAAGAAUGGGUAUCGGCCAGUGGAUGUGUCCUCAAAUGUCCAACAGCGUUACACCCCUUACUACAUCCCACCUGUGUAUGGAGCACAGCAACAGUUUCCUCUUUACAGACUGGUGACGCCUCAGGGCUGGUCAGCUACACAGAGCUACCUGGAUCCAGCUCUGGUUACUCCAUUUCCCAGCCCUGCGUUCAUUAAUGGCUUUGCUGGUUCUCCAACGUUUAAAUCAGCAACAUCUCCAUUAACUGUGCGACAAUAUGUACCUCGAAACAGGAACCACAACAAAACACACAUUCGACUCACAACAGAACGUGGAACCACUCUGCUGGAAAACCCUGCUGCUUUCUCUACUUUCCCUUCGGAGAGAGUUCCCAAUGGGACGCGUCCCCCACAGGCUCAUCUCCUGGGUAGCCGACCUCGACUACCCAGCGGUCCGUGCUAUCCGCGCCGGGACCAGGUUGGAAGCGGACGAAUGGAAGUGAAUGGAGCCGAUUACUCUCUGAACGCUGGCCGUGGAAGGGGGGGCUAUGGAUACAGGAAAAGAAGAGAUGACAACAAGUUUCCAAGAGCAGCAACACCGUCGCCCCCUCCUGUUCAGGAGCGCACUCCCUCCCCCAGCUUUGAGCUGGGUCUGUCCAGCUUCCCUCCUCUGCCUGGAGCCGCAGGAAAUCUAAAACCUGAAGUAAAAACUGAAAGCAGCCUUGACAACCGACUGUCUGACAUUGUCACCGGAGCAGUUAAAGACAAGCCUCUAAAUAAGGAUGUGGUCACCAGCCGUGUGAUCUCAGGGACCCCUAAAGAAUCUGUGCAGGCUGCUCCUGCUGCUCAGACCCCAGUGGACUACCAACACUCACCCUCUCCAGCCGUUACAAAACCGACAACUGUAGAAAAACCUAAAGAGAUGCAGACCCCUGCAGAGAAAUGCUCUGAGACCCCCGCUGCUAAAACCGCACCACUGAGCAAUCCAAUAUCGGAGCCCCGGAAGCCAAGCUAUGCAGAGAUCUGUCAGAGGAUAAGGGAGGCACCAACACAGCAGCCAUCAGCAGAUCCCCGGCCUCUCAGCUCCACCACUGAAGACAUCAAGACUUCUGACUCGGCAGAACGCAGAUGCAGAGAAUCAGCGCCCGCACCUGCCAAAUCUGCAGCGACCACUUGUCCCAGAGAGACAGUGAAACCUCCACAGAGCAGCGGAGAACGAGCGAGCGGUGGCACGACAGCUUCCUUCCACCAAUCCUGAGGGCCUCGGCUUUGCUUUCAGGACUGAACGGGAACGAAAACUUUGUCAGGGCUGCUCAAAAAACAAACAAACAAACAAAAAAAGUCCCUCUUAUCUCACGGUCUCUGUGAGUGCACACACAGACAGACAGCUUGUCACUGGAAUCAGGGCCUACAGACAAAAGCACUUGUGCAUAAGGGUUCUCUGAAUAUUUUUGUUGUCCUUUCUGUCGUUUUGUUUUUCGAUUUACAAGAUCUUUAGUUGUUUUCCAAGGAAAAUGGGAUUAAUGAACCAGCAUCAGUUGGAGAUUAACUAUUUAAAAACAUUUGUCAGAGCUCACCUUUAUUUUGGGGUUAAAACUUCAAGUAGUGCUGUUGGGAGGAAAUACUGAUUUUUGAAUAGUGCUGAUCCUGAAACACUUUAUUUUUGUGUGUUUUCUUUCCUUUUUUUAAACUGAUAUGUAUAUAAUUUUGCUAACUUUUGAGUGUCUUGGUGCCGAGGCGAUUCUGAAUCUCGACGGCCCCAGCCUUUACAACUGCAUGAGUGAGACUUUCGUGUAAAUCUGUUUUGUUCCGUUUUUAUGUUUGGAUGUUCCAGCACUGGAGUGACGUUUUUGUUUUUGUUCAGUUUUUUUUGAGCUCUGAAUUAUUUUUUUACAUGCUUAUCCUCUAUCAAAGUGUACUGAUGUGAUAUUGUAGCAGGUGUAUGUAUACCUGUUCUUGUGUGCAUGCUUUCUUUUACGUUUUCUUCUUUUCUUUUUAACUUUUUAAUGGCACACAUUGGUUUGCUGUAUCAUUUCUUUUCUGUUUUUCCCUACUCGCCGAUAGUUUGGGAAGAAUCCGCUCUGAUGCCUCUUCAUUCGAUUCUGAAAGAUCUUCACACUGCAAAGUCCUCAGGUUGCGAGGGGUGAAGUGUUCAUGUGCCUAGUCUGCUGUGAUCUCAAUGAUAGAUGGCUAUAUUAUUUGCUUCUUAGCUUCGUUUGCUAUCCCAGUGUGGUGCUAUGGUUCGUCACAUGGUUACUUUGGUGCUUUUAUCUAUAGAAAUGAAGGGAAAGACACUGACAUGCACCAACGUCUAUCGUAUGACCUUCACCGAUUCACUUUCAUAUCACCACAACUAUACGAGUGGGAUUCUGUACAUUUUGUAUAGUGACGUAUACAUCAAGAGCAAAAAGAUCUGAGCCUUCAGCACACAUGGACCAGCGCUGUUUUGUGGGGUUUCUCCUUUAUGCAGACUUUGCGUUUCAGUGUCACUCUCGGUCAUGCUGUUCAUUAGUUAAGUUCAUUGGUUCUCGUUGGAGUUUGAAAUCGUCUUGGGCCGAGCGAGACAGUCCGUUUUUUUUUUGUUUUGAUGUCUUCCUGCAGCGUGGAGUACGUGCAGAAUGCUUUGAGAUGUUCGUCAUGGCGUAUGUUGUUUAUAUUCUCUUGUAUUUUCCCUGUGAGUAUUUUUUUUUUCCUCGGUUAAUCAAAAAAAAAAAAAAAGUUUUUGUUGAUUUUUCUGACUUUCUGAAUGCAACUGAUCAUUUUUCCAUCAAUAAAUGAAGCAUACCAUGGAUAAAGUAAUGAAGGUUUCUUUACAUGAACCUUUAAGAUGUUCAAAAAAAGAAACAAACAAAAAAAAUAAACAUCACAUAAAUUAACAGUGUUUGAAAACUUGAAUUUUAUUUAAACUUGAAAAAAAUGUCUCUGCCUUAACUUUUUAGAUGACAGUUUGGAGGUUUUUUGUUUGUUGUUUUCUUUCAAUUCCCAAAGUGGAGAAAAAAGGAUGAUGUGGUUGAGGCGUCACGAAGCCUUCAUCACUACAUUUGUGUAGCACAAUACUUUUGGGAUUGAGAUGGGAUUCUCGUUUUGUUUUGUUCUCCUCUGUGUAAAUGCUUGUAGUCUAAACUGUAGUACAUGUAUACACUCGGAUGUGUGUGCUUUCUCUGUACAGAUGUAAAUAAUUGGAAAAUGUUAAAAUGGUACCCUAAAAUUGGUUAUGAGAAAAUGUAUGGAAAAAAAUAAAUAAAUGUUAAUGAGGAACUUG
Cyprinus carpio (common carp) is the source of this 5740-nucleotide messenger RNA. RefSeq names its product la-related protein 4B-like. The transcript has 16 exons. The coding region runs from base 245 to 3736 and encodes 1163 amino acids. Gene Ontology annotation, molecular function: mRNA 3'-UTR binding. The record is from RefSeq and is a predicted model, not a curated record. Gene Ontology annotation, cellular component: cytosol; cytoplasmic stress granule. Gene Ontology annotation, biological process: positive regulation of translation. Lineage: Eukaryota; Metazoa; Chordata; Actinopteri; Cypriniformes; Cyprinidae.